Suricata suricatta (meerkat) is the source of this 1215-nucleotide messenger RNA. RefSeq names its product olfactory receptor 2B11-like. Gene Ontology annotation, biological process: G protein-coupled receptor signaling pathway. The record is from RefSeq and is a predicted model, not a curated record. Gene Ontology annotation, molecular function: G protein-coupled receptor activity; olfactory receptor activity. Bases 1 to 1215 code for a protein of 404 amino acids. Gene Ontology annotation, cellular component: membrane. The transcript is spliced from 4 exons. Lineage: Eukaryota; Metazoa; Chordata; Mammalia; Carnivora; Herpestidae.
AUGAGAGGUGACAACCAGAGCUUCCUCGAGGAUCCUCCUAAGGACUUCAUCCUUCUAGGUGUUUCUGACAGGCCAUGGCUGGAGCGCCCCCUCUUUGUGGUCCUCUUGGUGUCCUACAUUUUGGCCAUGUUGGGGAACAUCGCUAUCAUCCUGGUGUCCCGACUGGAUCCCCAGCUCCACAGCCCCAUGUACAUCUUUCUCAGGCAUCUUUCCUUCCUGGACCUCUGCUACACCACCACCACCGUCCCUCAGAUGCUGGUCAACAUGGGAAGCUCCAGGAAGACCAUCAGCUAUGGUGGCUGCACAACGCAGUAUGCAAUUUUCCACUGGUUGGGAUGCACUGAGUGCAUCAUCUUGGCCGCCAUGGCUCUGGACCGCUAUGUGGCCAUCUGUGAGCCUCUCCGGUAUGCUGUUAUCAUGCACCAUUCUCUCUGCCUACAGCUCGUGGCUGUAGCAUGGCUCAGUGGCUUUGGCAACUCCCUUGUUCAGGUAGUCCUGACAGUGCAGCUGCCUUUCUGUGGGCGGCAUGUGCUGAACAACUUCUUCUGUGAGGUCCCAGCCAUGAUCAAGCUGUCAUGUGCUGACACAGCCAUGAAUGAUGCCACACUGGCUAAUGGCUUGGGGAAGAUGGCUGGUCUACUUUACAUUACCUACAUAGCAGCAAGUGCCAUACAUAAGGUGGGUGCCAUGGAAGGAGAAAAUGUGAGUUUCCCCAGCACAGUUGUGUUGUUGGGCUUCUCAGAUUAUCCGUGGCUAGAAAUGCCCCUCUUUGGAGUGGUCCUGGUUUCUUACAUCCUCACCCUGAUGGGAAACAGCUCCAUCAUCUUUCUUUCCAUGGCGGAGCCCAGACUCCGGACCCCCAUGUAUUUCUUCUUGGACAAUCUCUCUGUGCUGGACCUUUGUGUCACCUGCACCAUUGUUCCCCAGCUCCUGGCCAACCUCUGGGGACCAGAGAAGACAAUUGCUUCCUGGGGUUGCAUCACACAGGCCUACCUUUUCCACUGGACAGGAUGCACUGAAUGUGCCCUGCUGGCAGGUGUAGAUGAGUGGGUUGAGCAGUGGGGUGAUAACACAGUAGAAGAAGGACAUGAACUUGGCCUGGGUGCUAUUGGCAGGGGGCUGGAGGUACAUGUAGAUGGCUGGUCCAAAGUACAUGAUGACAACCACCAAGUGGGAGCUGCAAGUGCUGAGUGCCUUGUACUUUCCAUCAGCUGA